UAUGUUAAUUUCAAGGAGAGAAACAUUACAGUUUAGUAGCUGUACAUUGCACAUUUCAGAACACGCAAUCUUUGCAGUAAUUAUUACAUAGCGUAAAUGAGAUGAUUUGAGCGGGACCCAUUCGCAAAGAAGAAGAACUAAAAACUCUCUCUAAUAACAAUUCAUGAAUCGUAAUCACGCAUCAUCACACCAACAUCAUCAUCAUCAUCAAUGUAAAAUUCCCAGAAACAAUCCUUACCUUACUUUCCUUUCACACUGAUUCUUCCCUCUCUCCCCCACUUGUUCUCUCAUGAUCAAAGUAAACCCUAGAAUCUCCGAUUACAAUUCGAUCUAUUCUGUUUCUUCUUCUUCACCUUUACUCUCUCUUAAGCUCCAAGAAUACAAAUUUAACGUAUAGGGUUUACCGGGUCCACUUAGUUAGAAUCGGUUCUUGUGCAUACCUCUAGUCAUGGCGUAUCAUUCGAUUCCGGGCUCCUCGGGGUUUCACUACUUGAAUUCUCCUUUUGGUGAUACGACCUUCACCAAGGUCUUCGUUGGUGGCCUUGCCUGGGAGACUCAAAGCCACACUCUUCGUCGUCAUUUCGAACCUUACGGUGAGAUCCUCGAGGCCGUCGUUAUUACCGAUAAGAACACUGGUCGAUCCAAAGGUUACGGCUUUGUGACUUUCCGAGAUCCAGAGGCUGCUAGGAGAGCCUGUGUUGAUCCAACACCUAUUAUAGAUGGCAGACGUGCGAAUUGUAAUCUCGCUUCUCUUGGGAGGCCUCCUCGUCUUCCACUACCCAAUAUUCCUGGACCUGCUUCUCCGUACGUUGGAAGUGUGCAGGCUCCUCGCGGUUCACUCUUUGGAAGCCAUCCGUAUCAACAAACGCCUGCUUAUAGCUACCAGCAAGGAGUGAUGUACCCUUAUGGGGUUACACCAUAUGGACCUGAGUACAUGUACUCACAAUCUCAGGGCUUAUAUGGUCCUUACACUGGGCAACAGUACCUUCAGGUUUAUGGAGCGCCUGGGGGAAUUAACUCACCGAGCUACCAAUACGGGCAACUGAGUCAAAACAUCCCUGUUGGUCAUGGCUAUACAGCGGUACAGGGCUAUUCAGUUCCAGGAAGUCAUAUGCAAUCUCCCUACCCUUCAGCUGUAGCAGGUCCUUCCCCAACGCAGUCCCAUCCUCAGUAUAUGCAGAGUAGCGGUUCUGAUCAAACAACAGGGUGAAAAAAACUCAAUCAACGUAACAAGCUUGGUAGACAAAGAUAUAGCAUAUAUAUGUAUAUAAAUUUAAAAGAUGUACAGAUGCAUAUAUAGAAUGGUGGAAUCACAAAAUCUGAUUCUUUUGGUAGUUAAAGUAGUCUUCUUACUUCACACUUUCUCAAGGCAUAGGAGUGUGUGUGUUAGUAAGAAGAUUGUUAGGUAGCUUUUUUUUAAUGUCCUUGUUAAUGUGUAUUGAGCUCACUUAGCUUCAUAUCUUUGCAUAUAUUGUACUCUUCUCUUUUACACGUCUGUACAGUUACUAAAAUGAUAAAUUGUUAUAUCAGGAUCUUCUUAUUGUUUC
Brassica napus (rape) is the source of this 1547-nucleotide messenger RNA. Its product is annotated as RNA-binding protein 24. The record is from RefSeq and is a predicted model, not a curated record. The coding region runs from base 449 to 1210 and encodes 253 amino acids. Gene Ontology annotation, molecular function: RNA binding. The transcript has 5 exons. Lineage: Eukaryota; Viridiplantae; Streptophyta; Magnoliopsida; Brassicales; Brassicaceae.